AUGUUUUGCGUCGUUAGAGUGGCACAGACACUCACGCUCGAAGAACGCAGCUCGCGCCAACACACAUACGAACUUCAACUGAAAAAGACCGACACAUCACGAGAAGAUGAUAUGAUACGAUCAUAUAUGAAUGAGCAGAGCACAAGAAAUGCGAUACAACUGUUAGGAGUGGAUGCCGUAACGUCCAGUACUAUCGCACUAACGGCAGCUAGGGGUAAUAGGUUAUGGGCAACCUACUACGGUGAGAUAAUACUAGGAAAUGUUGAAGAUGAAAGUGAUACUUUUAAGGUUCUGUUCGACACAGGUUCAUCGGAGCUGUGGGUCCCUGAUGAACUCUGCCAAUCUAGUGCAUGUCUAAGUCGGAAAAGGUUUGCACGUGAAGGCCGCUGGACGGCAAAGUUCGACCAGCAUGGAAACUAUGUACCUAUCCUCGUGAAAUACCUGACGGGCGAGAUGCGUGCUGUAGAUGGUACCGCUGAUGUUAAUUUAAUGAACGGGAUAACUGUGAAGAAUGCAAAUGUUGGACUUGCAACUAACAUCAAUAUACCAAUAUUAAUGGAGUUACCUUGGGAUGGUAUCUUAGGGCUCGGUUUCGCUACAGACGAUCAGCUUUCACGUGGAUCUAGACCUCUGUUACAGUCUAUACAAGAUAACUCUCUGAUGUAUCCGCAUUAUAGAAACCAAUUUGCCUACUAUAUCACCAAAACUGGUGGUAAUGUGACCUUUGGAGGCUAUAAUAACGACUAUAAACGUUCACCAGAAGAUGAGUUUCAAUGGGUCCCUGUUAGUGAGAAAGGCAGUUACUGGGCGGUGAAUCUUCUCGAGGUGAGCGUGAAGGAGCCGGAGAAUUAUGUGACCCGUCGUCGAGCUCAUACAAGUAAACUGAAAAAUAACGUACUUGGAGGAGCGGUUGACUCGCCAUUGGGUUCAAACAAUCAUACAGAGGGAGGGAUUGAAUCGGAUAUCGCAAAUCGUGAGGGCAGUAGCAGUGUUACCAAAAGUGAUGCAUUCACGACAUCGGAGAGAGCUGCAUCAGUGCGAGAGUCGCAUGAUGAAGAUACAUAUACGGUAUAUCGCAACAAGAUCGACGAUACUAAGGUCAUCAUCGAUACAGGCACUUACCUCAUUUAUGCACCACAGGUAGACAAAAGACAGUUGCAUUACAUUCGAUAUCAGACUAUGCGAAACCUUAUUGCAAGCCUCACAGUGGACAGGUGUGAUGACAUGCGCACGUUACCUACCCUGAUCUUCACACUGCAGGGUAAUAGCCGUGAAGGCACGGUUAAAGUCCAGCUGACACCAGACGACUAUGUGUUGAAGUUCAACGACGACGACGGUCAGCAAAUAUGCACCUUAGGUAUCACUGUUGAUGACCAGCAGGAGGAAUUACAACUGAAUGCGUGGACAUUCGGCGAGGUAUUCCUAAGGGCAUACUAUACUGUAUUCGAUUAUGACCAAAGACAGAUCGGAUUCACACCUAGUAGGCGGGACGCGCAGUAG
This is a messenger RNA of Babesia sp. Xinjiang, 1500 nucleotides long. RefSeq names its product Aspartic proteinase A3. The record is from RefSeq and is a predicted model, not a curated record. Gene Ontology annotation, biological process: proteolysis. Gene Ontology annotation, molecular function: aspartic-type endopeptidase activity. The transcript is spliced from 6 exons. The coding region runs from base 1 to 1500 and encodes 499 amino acids. Lineage: Eukaryota; Apicomplexa; Aconoidasida; Piroplasmida; Babesiidae.